CCGGCACGGCAAAGCGAAAAAGCGGCGAGCAAAGAGACCCCCCACGGGGUAUCGGGUUGCCGUCGGGUGGGUAGCCUGGCAUCACAUUCCUGCCUUGCCUUCCUCCUUGUCCCUCUCCGACGGGGGAGACCCGGAUUCUUUCUUUUUUCCGCACCCGCACUGAGCCACUGCCACUGACCGCACGCUCUCCGACUCCGCUCUCCACUCCCGCGGUCCCUCCUCCGCCUCCACCCGCGCCUCCUUCGGCGGCCGCGCGCGCGGCUCGAUGCGGCGCCGCCUCGCGCCGGCGCUACUCCUCGCCGCCGCGCUGCUGAUGGCGGCGCGCCCGGCCCCCGCGGCGAUCGCGGCAGAUUGUCCUUUGGAUUUGAGUUGGCCCAACUAUGGACUGAUAGCUUCCGUGUGCUCGGAUCAAAAUGGACACUCAAAAUGUUGCCGCUACAUCAAUGCUGUUCUUGCAGUCUCAUCUGCCAUGUAUGCAAACACAACAGGCACACUUGGGGUUCCGGAUGAAUUUUCUGAUGCCUGCAUUGCCAAUAUAUCUGAUACAUUGGUGUCGAAGGGGAUACUGCCCACUGCUGCUUCAUUUUGUGGCCUUGGGAUCAAAAUUCAAGUGUCCUAUCAAUGUGUUGGGAUGACCACCAUCGUUCAAAUGUUGCAGUCUCCAAAUUUCAGUGAUGUUACAAGAAGCUGUGCAACUACACUUUCAGAUGAUAUCACUUGCAAGAGGUGCUUAAACUCUGGUCUGUCGUAUCUCCGCCAUCUCGUGGGGGAGCAAGAUAAUGUCACGUUGAAUACCUGCCGUGAUGCUGCUUUUGUUGCAUUUGUGAGUCAAGGGAAUAUAUCUACUGUUGAUACAGCCGGUUGCUUUUUUAGCGUUCAGGGGCUUAGUGCUCUUCAAGUGAACAUCUCUGGAUCAGCCCCAGCUGGACUUCUCGCGCCAGAUAUAUCCCCUAGCCCACUUACAGUGCAAGUUCCUGCAGUGCCACCCAAGCAUCAUCGCAGUUACAAGCUUGUUCUGUUCCCAGCAAUUGGAGCUUUGAUUAUAGGACUAGCAGUUUUACUAGUGACAGUACUGAUUCUGCUGAUCUGUAGAAAGAAUAAAGAACUCAAAAAGAUAGAAGGGAAUAACCCUAUCGAUGCAUGGAGUUUCUCCUGUGUCAAAAAGGGCCAAGAAGGGAAUUCCACUAUUUUUGGCAGAUUUAGUUACAAAGAGAUGAAGAAAGCAACAAGGAACUUCAGCACAGUGUUAGGCAGAGGUGAAAAUGGUACAGUAUUCAGAGGCCAACUGAGUGAUGGAUCUGUGGUUGCUGUUAGACGCGUCGAGAGUUCGCCAAAACAAAGUCAGCAAGAAUUUUGUAAAGAAAUGGAAUUUCUUGGGCGGUUGCAUCAUCGGCAUCUUGUCGGACUAAGAGGCUUUUGUUUAACAAGAUUUGAGAGGUUCCAGGUGCAUGAAUACAUGGAAAAUGGAAGCCUCCAAGAUCACCUACAUUCGCCAAAUAAACAUCUGCUACCGUGGAAAAAUAGGAUCCAAAUUGCCAUUGACGUUGCUAAUGCUUUGGAGUACCUUCAUAUCUACUGUGAUCCUCCUCUAUACCAUGGCGAUGUUAAGCCUAGCAACGUCUUCUUGGACAAGAAUUACCUGGCAAAGCUUGCUGGUUGCGUUCUUGUGCACCGCCCAAGUAGUGGCAAUACAACUCCCAGUUCCACCCCAGUGAAUGUCAAGAUCCAAGCAACUCCUGGGUACAUGGACCCUGAGUACGCGGUGACGCAGGAGGUGACCCCGAAGAGCGACGUGUACAGCUACGGCGUGCUGCUGCUGGAGCUGGUGACGGGGAAGCCCGUGGUGCAGGAGGAGAGCAACCGGAGCCUGGUGGAGUGGUCCCGCGAGCUGAUCGGCACGGACUGCCGGCUCCACGAGCUGGUGGACCCGGCGGUGGCGGGCGCGUUCGACCUGGACGAGCUGCAGGUGGUGGCGGACGUGAUCCACUGGUGCACCCACCGGGACGGCGCGGCGCGGCCGUCCAUGAAGCAGGUGCUCCGCAUCCUGCACGAGCGCCUCGACCCGCUGUCCGGCCGGUUCGCGCGCGCCGUCGAGGGCGAGGAGGGCUACUACUACUGCCAAGCCGCCGGCGGCGGGUGGCGGGCCAAGGGGAAGCAGGCGGGCGGCGGCGAGGUGGUGCAGUUCAGUGGCGAGGUGGCGCGGUCGUGGCUGCCGUCGUCGAGUAGCACGUCCCGGUCGCACUGCAGCCGCAGCGUGCUGCUGGAGUGCAGCUCGCCCGACGAGCAGCGGCUGUCACCGCCGACCCACGGCAACGGCGCGUUCCUGGCCUGAGACAGUGAGACCGGCCCGUUGAGUGCAGUGCAGUGCAGUCCGUUCUUUUUGGUCAGCGGUAGUGGAGGAGCCAGCGGAAAGCGCUGCAUCGUCGCGUCGGCAGAUUGUGCAGGCCUGGCCUGAUGCGCCAUUUUUUGAGGGACUAUUCAUGGUACGGUUCAGUUUCAUGGUGGUUCGUUGAUGAAUGAUGAUGGCCUGGCCGGUCGACGCAGUGCAGGAUCCUGCUGCGAGAUCGGGAGGGCCAGGGCCCAAGGGGCCAGGGGAGCCUGACCUCUGCGUAGGAGUGCGUGAUGGGAGAUUGAGAGCGACUGCCUGGUAUCUUUCAGUUCCCUAGGUGUUGGUGGUUGUUUGCCAUUGAUCGCUGCAUUGAUGUGCGUUUGGAACGUGCCUGCGCAUUGAAGUCGUGAUACCAGCUUUGGCUUCUUGCUGAGGCUGGGAGGUUUCCCUGUGGACUAUGGUUCGAUCGAUCGCAACUUUUUGUCUACUCGCU
Molecule: messenger RNA, 2822 nt
Organism: Setaria italica (foxtail millet)
Lineage: Eukaryota; Viridiplantae; Streptophyta; Magnoliopsida; Poales; Poaceae
Product: probable receptor-like protein kinase At1g49730
Exons: 9
Coding region: 266-2332 (688 amino acids)
Biological process (GO): protein phosphorylation
Molecular function (GO): ATP binding; protein kinase activity
Source: RefSeq, a predicted model, not a curated record